AUGGCGGCGGCGCCAGCCUCUGCCAAAAGCUUCCGCCACGCGGAGCUCAAGAAGAUCAUGGACCGCCCAGGAAACCUCAAGGCCAUCCGCGAGUCGCGCACUCUGUGCGUGGCUCUCGACCACCUGGCCUUGGGCCGCACCCGAGCGGCGGCGGAUGCGCUCAGCCUCAGGCUGCAGGCGGUGGACAUGGCGGAGCGCGUCGGCUGGGACAGAGCACGGCACAUCGAGCUGAUCCCCCCCGAGUCCGAGGGCCUGGCCGGAAAGGAGAUGAACUGCGUAGCCACCGGGGAAGCCGACCUCGAUCGCCGUCUCGGGGAAAAGAGCGCAAACAGUUCCUCCGCAGGCGCUUGGUCUCUGCCCAAGAGCGGCUUUUCGGGGAAAGGGCCCGGCGCGGACAUCGGCAAAAGGAAGAGCAAGGUGAAAGGCACGCGCGAGUGGGGCGGCUGGGCAUGGAAGAGCUCCAACCAGAAGGGGAAAGGCUGGGAAGCCUCCCGUGGAAUCCAGAGGACGGCCGCCCUUGACUCUCCGACUAGAUUUGGGCAGCUCUACCGGCGUUUCGUUGAACAGGCGAGCCAGCACGAGCACCGCUCCGAGUUCGAUGUCACGUGCCGCGUCGAUGCGGGGCGGACAUUGAAUUUAAUCAUCGAGGCUGUUAUCAAUUUUGUUUUCUCGCCCGACGCCCCGCUCAUUCUUUCGGACGUCGUCGACGACCUGCAGUGCCGGAAGAUGUCCUACUCUGGGGAAAGCGUCACAAGACGGCGGGGUCUACAAUGCAAGCUCGUUAUUCCAUGCUGGCCAAGCAUCGGAGAAGCUCGUCUUCUCCCAAUGGAGCAGUUCGUAGACGGGGAGAUCAGGGACGACAUCCUCGAGCCGACGGGUUGUCUUCUUCCUCGAGAACUGUGGCCGGCCACCACCAAGAAGUCCGCCGUGUUCGCGGCAGACGACGAAUGGUACGCCAUCGUCAAGGCCGGAGUGCAGCGCAACAUGUUUGGCCAGAUCGAGCUCAAAGACGAAUUCACUGGGGCCGACGGUCUACGUGUCCUCGGCGGAGCGAUGGGAGUGGAUAAAACAAAGAUUCGAGAUGGGGUGGCGACGCCUUGUCUUAGAUUCGUAUGUGCCUUCACUUCCACCAUUGAGUUCUGCCGACGGCUGCGAGGAGGCGCCGAUUAUCUACCCUACCUCAACCAGUUGGGACUCGUCCUCUUGAGCUGCGGGGAAAUGCUCGUUGUCGACUCCGAGGACAUGACAUCCUGCUUCAAUCUGUUCAGGAUGCCAGAUGCUUGGGCCAAGUUCUUUGCUUUCUCCAAGCCAGUCCCGCGCUCGUACUUUGGAGGUCCAGCCCAUGAGAUGGUGCACGUCUACUUCAAAGCUGUGCCCAUGGGCUGGAUGGGGGAGCUGUACGAAUCCGACGGCCUGCUGGCCCGCGCCGCUAGCGAGAGCGACCCGCACGGCGUCUUCGUCAACACAUGCGGGAUUUUCGGCAUACCGCUUGCAAUUGGCAAAAGGCUCGUCCCGUCAUUCAGGACCGCUAUCUUGGGGGGCGAACUUGACGGUACACGGGGGGUCCUGCUGCAUUCUCGGGAGAAGGGGUUUCGUCUUCUCGCCAAACCGGCGGGGCUUAUGACAAUGGAGUCCUGGACAGAGGCGGCCCUGCACCACUGGUCAGUCCUCUAUGGCUUCGGCGCGGGAUUCCGGCGGCCGGCCUUUUCGACGUUGCAGGACGUAAUCUCUUGGAUACACGACCCAGCGUGGGGCAAGCAUGCAGCGCAGUCGCCUCCGCCAGAGGUCGUUGACGAAAUUUUGGCCAGCGCGGGAUUGGCGCCGUUGCUUUUCGGCGACUUGCGGGCCUCCAUCCGGACCAUAAUCAGCUGCUCCGACGCCUCAGAGGCCGGCGGCGCUGCUUCGGAGGCGCGAGCCUUCGUCCCCGCCAUCGGCGCCUCCGUGGCCGCA
Prorocentrum cordatum is the source of this 1950-nucleotide messenger RNA. The record is from the annotation of a GenBank genome assembly. NCBI's taxonomy places the organism in Eukaryota, Dinophyceae, Prorocentrales, Prorocentraceae.